Messenger RNA from Echinostoma caproni, 279 nucleotides. NCBI's taxonomy places the organism in Eukaryota, Metazoa, Platyhelminthes, Trematoda, Plagiorchiida, Echinostomatidae. The record is from the annotation of a GenBank genome assembly.
AUGAAGCUCCGCAAUUUCUUCUGGCGGCCGCCAGAAGAAAUUGCAGGGUAUCAGGGCGUCAUUUGCGGCGGCCUAUGCUGUCUUCUCCGGGCCUCGUCCUUGGGAAACAUUCUGAGAGCCAUCGAUUUACCCCGGUCCGUCCGUAUCCCGGCGAGCUCUGUGGCAUCCUCGGACCCCUCCAUGAAAGUCCGCAUGUCCUCAUCCUCGGAAGUUGCAGGCCAUGGAACCAUCAUCCUGGCGUCUGCGCUAGUUGUCAUAACCACAGAAGAUCCGAGCUAG